Molecule: messenger RNA, 1538 nt
Organism: Kogia breviceps (pygmy sperm whale)
Lineage: Eukaryota; Metazoa; Chordata; Mammalia; Artiodactyla; Physeteridae
Gene: DPH3
Product: diphthamide biosynthesis 3
Source: RefSeq, a predicted model, not a curated record
CAUUCCUGCGCAAGUGCACGGCGACGACGCCCGGCUGGGCCGGCGCCCUAGAAGUUGGAUCGGCCCCGGCCUGGGUCGGACGGCGGAGGUGACAGACCUCUGCUGGUCCCAGUAACGAUGGCGGUGUUUCACGACGAGGUGGAGAUCGAGGACUUCCAAUAUGACGAGGACUCGGAGACGUACUUCUACCCCUGCCCGUGUGGAGAUAACUUCUGCAUCACCAAGGAAGAUUUGGAGAAUGGGGAAGACGUGGCAACGUGCCCUAGCUGCUCUCUCAUUAUAAAAGUGAUUUAUGACAAAGAUCAGUUUAUGUGUGGAGAGACAGUCCCAGCCCCUUCCACCAACAAAGAGCUAGUUAAGUGCUGAAGAAGACUUUAGGAUUCCAAAGCCUGAACUUCGGGGAAUGAGCCAAAUUGGAAAAAUCAAAUGCAAAGUCACUGGCUUCUCCAUGGGGACAGUCAUUUUGUAGUUUGGUGUUCCAUAGAGUGUGGAUUCUUUCCAUCGGCUGCCAAGUUCAUCACCAGUUGAAGAAGCAUGUCCACCACAUGACAUACCUGGAUUUUGUGCCUAGAACUUUGAAUUGGAUGGGCUCUUAAUUUUCCAUCCGAACUUAAAAGAAGAUAAUUUCAAAUCAGUGCUUUCUUUUGCUCAAUUUUGUUAUUUUUAUAUCUUACACCUAAUUACUUCAUUAUGUGACAACAGCUUCAUCUACCUCAAAGUCAUUAGGAUUCUUUAAAAAAAGAUUUUAUUUUUUAGUUGGUUAUUAAGAUUAUUAAAAUCAGCCCUUUCUUUGUAGUUUGACAUCAGCUCUGCUGUUCUAAACUGAAGGAAAUCAGUUGCCUUUAGUCAGUCAGGACUGUACCUUCAGUUGGCCAGGCCAGUUUUCAAGAGCUGGCCAUGAGUUAGAUGUCUGUGUUCUGUUAAGCAUGUCAUUUCCAUUAUACUUCAUACACUGGGUUCUGGUCAUGGUGUUAAAGAGAAAAUAUACUGAGCUCACAAUUUUUCCAGAGUUAAAAGUUAGUGAGUUAAGAAGAAAAGUCAAAAAGUGAAAAAUGGUCAAAGAAUAUGGAAUUUCCUUAUCAAUAUUCUGCAUGUUCCUUGAAAAUCAGGACAAGAUAAAAAGAAAAACAGCCAAAGAAAGUGAAAUUGGUAACAGAAUGAGAGGAGAAAAAUAUGCCUACUUUUAGUAUAUUAACUGCUUGAGUGGUUUUGUGAGAACAGAGCAAGUAACAUUUCUGUAUCUGGGUUCUCCUGUGUGUAUUUGUUUUUAGAUAAGGCUAAAGAAAUUUCACUCUAGGUAGGGGUUAAUGUCAAGUCUUCAUGGCUAGCGGCCCUGCUUUCAGCAUUACCACCAAAUCCAGUUACUAGUCCUAAAACAUAAAGCUUCGACAGCAACUCUUGUAUUUGCUGAGGAGGAACUUAAAAAUGAGAUGCCUCUUCCAAUUAAAUAUACUCCUGAGGGCACAUCUAAUAAGCCUCUAUAAGCUGCAACUGUAUCAGACAUUCACUCUUGCCCUGGAGAGAAAGAAACAUACAAA